This is a messenger RNA of Pelecanus crispus (Dalmatian pelican), 809 nucleotides long. Lineage: Eukaryota; Metazoa; Chordata; Aves; Pelecaniformes; Pelecanidae. The record is from RefSeq and is a predicted model, not a curated record.
GAAAUGGCCCCUUUCCGGGAAUUAUUGACUUGUAUGGAACUGGAGGAGGACUCCCCGAAUACAGGGCAUGCCUUCUGGCCAACUAUGGCUUUGCUGUGCUGGCUCUGGCUUUCUAUGGCUAUGAAGAUCUCCCAAAAGAGAUGAAGGAAUUCCACCUGGAAUAUUUUGAAGAAGCCGUAAACUAUAUGUUACAACACACCCAGGUUAAAGGUCCGGGGAUUGGUUUGCUUGGAAUCUCGAAGGGGGGUGACCUGUGCAUCUCCAUGGCCUCCUUCCUAAAGGGCAUCACAGCCACCGCCCUUAUCAACGGCUCGGUGGCAAAUGUGGGCGCAGUGCUCCGCUACAAGGACAUCACCAUUCCACCCCUUGGUUUCAAUGUGAAACUCAUCAAGGUCAGCAAGUCUGGGAUUGCUGAUAUUAUCGAUGUACUGAACAACCCACUAGAAGGGCCUGGCCGCCAAAGCUUUAUCCCUUUGGAGAAGGCUGAGUGUCGCUUCUUGUUCAUUGUUGGCCAGGAUGAUCACAACUGGAAAAGUGAAUUCUUUGCAGUUGAAGGGAGCAAACGUUUGGAAGCUCACGGGAAGGAAAAGCCCGAGAUAGUCUGUUACCCUGGAGCAGGGCACUACAUUGAACCCCCCUUUUUCCCGAUGUGUGCCGCCUCAAUGCACCUGCUAGUUGGCCAGCCUGUGGUGUGGGGAGGGGAGCCCAAGGCACACUGCGAGGCACAGAUAGAUGCUUGGAGGCAGAUCCGAGCUUUCUUCUGCAAACACCUCAUGGGCCAGCCAUCUGGAACAUCCAAUAAGCUGUGA